UAGUAUUACAACGGCUAAACAAUAUCAUCAUCACCGUCGGUUUUGAGAGUAUUUCAGCUAUGAUACAUGAAGAAUUUUCCAAGGCAAAUGUAGUUCCAACGGAACUACAUUUCGGGGUUUCUUUACCGUCAUAUGGAGAAAUUUUCAGAAAAUGUGACUGGUGGGAUUUGCCAGAAGGUUUAAUGUGUUCAAAAUGCUACAACCAGGUAUCCAAUUUAUUUCUUUCAAAGGAUUUUAAAAAACGUGUAUGUGAUACCUGCGUUAAAGACAGAGAUCAACAAGUAGCACAAUCACAUGACGUGUCAUUGAAAUUGUUAAAAUAUUCCCAAUUCACCACAAACAGCGUGAAUCACAUUGCAUUUGUUGGUCGGCAAUCCAGAGGACGUCCGCUGAGCAACGAAAGUUUCGAAAUCUUAAAAGAAUUUUCUCGCAACUGGAGUGAUUUCCCAUUAAGAACAACAAGCAUACAGAAUGACAUUGGUAAUUUCGGUGGUAAUGGUUCAGCGUUAGCAGUUUACUCAGCCAUGAAUACCAGAUUGCUGAAAAAUUCGAAUGGCAAUACUUUUUUACCAUUGUCGGAGUUAAUUGCUAGGUUAAGUUGCUUUUACCGACCAGGAUUAGACCACAUUACAAUUGUGUUCUACACCUUUACUGCUUUGUCAGUAAAAGCACAAAAUUUGCUUAGAAUUAUUUUGGAUUUGCAAAAAGCCAACAUUCCAAAGCAAAACAUUAAUAACUUUUCCCGAACUCUGUAAAGAGAAUCAUAGACAUUUAAGUUACAUAAAUUCAAAAUAGAAUCAAUCGAUGAUCGGAACGUUUAGCUACCUGAGUGCCGACAACAACAAUCUGUGGUAACUGAAUUGUGUCUGCCCCAACUGUGUGAAAAACAUCUUGAAGUUUGUUAAUGACUGG
Molecule: messenger RNA, 912 nt
Organism: Daphnia magna
Lineage: Eukaryota; Metazoa; Arthropoda; Branchiopoda; Diplostraca; Daphniidae
Exons: 6
Coding region: 60-755 (231 amino acids)
Source: RefSeq, a predicted model, not a curated record